UCAGAAGCGAGAUGAUAAUAAUUACAAAUCAAAUUGAUGGAUUGAGAUUUUUUAUCUGGAUGCAAAUUCCCCCCAAAAGCAGUGCGAUAACCAGCCGUUAUGGCGUGGGGUGGGGGGACCCGGUGAUGUCAAAGCUGAUGUAGAAAUGAAAUGGGGAAGCCUGCCGAUCUCGGGUGCCUUCUGCAGCAAUAAAGCAAACGAGUGAACCAGAGACGCUGAUUUGACUAAUGGGCUGCCGGUGCGUUUAGGGCCAGCUUGUACAGUCGAAACGCGUCCUGGCUCGUUGCUGCUGCAGCUCCGGGUCUACUGAUCGAGUGCUCCCUGCCCUACACAGCCUGUAUCUGAUCGUCAUACAGAGGUUCCCCCCCCUGCUGCAUGCGUAACAUCUCUCCAAGUCCAGCCGCGGUGCUCACCGAGACCUCACCGCUUGGAUCUCGUCUUCCUCCACAGAAUACGCACGACCCGCGCUGAGCGAACCGCCGAGGCGACAUUUAAACGCCAGGAUUUACCUCCUCUCCUCGGGUUGAGUCCAGACCAAAACGAGGCUGGGAUUUCCUCUUAUCAUUUGAUAUUUGACAGAUCCUCUAUUUUCGUGUGUGUGUGUGUUGGGUGGAGUCAGCCUGGAAUUCUCCAAAUUGGAAAACCAUUGGCACAUUUCAGGAGCACCAUGAAGGACGGUAUCGCCAACAACAGCACGGCCAGCAUCUCCCAUGCCAGGAAAGCUGUGGAGCAGCUGAAGAUGGAGGCCUGCAUGGAUAGGAUAAAGGUUUCCAAAGCGGCUGCAGACCUGAUGGCGUACUGCGACGCCCACAUACGCGAGGACCCCCUCAUCGUGCCCGUCCCCGCCUCCGAGAACCCUUUCCGGGAGAAGAAGUUCUUCUGCACCAUCCUCUGAUGACCUGCCGGUCGAGCUGUAUGGGUGCAGGCAUGGCGUUGCCUGUCUUCUCUGUCUUCACCACACCUGAAGCUACUGGCCAUAGGCGUUGAGUUUUGCCAGGUGGACACUCUGUUGUUGGUCAGCUCUGUCCUGGUGGUUGAAGGUUUUGGGGGAGUCGACUACCAAACUGGCAACCCAAUGAGCGUAUCAUGUCUUGUUAAAUAGGUUUGUUAUUGCUUUGUUAUUAGAGAACAGCCUUGCUCAGUGCUUCAUGAGAUGAGUUUUGUUUUCUUCUUUUAUUGUACUAGAACUUAACAUGCCUGAGGAAACAGAUUUGUCCAGUGUCUACAACAAUUAAAAAAUAUGUAUUUCCCUUUCCUUCAUAUUUGUAUUAUCUUGAACAUAACCUGAGUUAGUUUGUAUUGCUUUCAGUGCACAUGUUUGACUAUUUGUAGUGAAAUAUUAUUGAAAGUACUACUUGAGACUCCUCACUCGUGGUUUCUCUCUCAAUUUCCCUCCAGAGUCACAAACAAUUAACCUGCUGGCGUUGGUGUCGCACGGCAGUCAGAUUAGAGCCCAGAAAUACAGAAACCUUUUCUCUAGCAUAGUCUAUUAUUUGUUUGUGCCAACUGCUCUGGUAAUAAGGAGGCGGCUGCACAUCAGUUCUGCUGCAAAUGCAUAAAUAGGCCAUGUAUUUAUUGAAAGGUGCAGCGCUAAUGUUUCAACAGGGAGGUGAGAUCCUCAGGGUUGUCAGUGUGCAAACAACCUUCUUAGGUUAAGACGUAUUUAUGAAUCUGCCACCUCCUUCUCAGGCCCACUGUAAUGCAUUCUGCCCCGGCUGCUCCUUUUGAUUUACUCGUCAGAGACUUCGUCCUCUUCAAAUCAGAGACGGUUAUCGGUUAAUCCUGCAGCCCCUGACUGGAACAUUCGCAGGAGAUCUUUUCCCCUCAUUUCCUCAACAGUCUUGUUUGUUUUCUGGGCAUGUUUCCUGAGCCUGAUUCUUUUUGCCUGUCCUGAGCGUGAAUGGCAAGGCCUUUGACAUUAAUGCCAACCCAGAGGCCUGCAUGUUCCUCGGCUCCUUCUCGACAGCCUCCUCUGUUUCCAAGGGACUGUCAGUCUUGUAGAGUGUACAGUAUGUUACAGUGCCAAGUUCUGUGAGAGCAGUAGGAUCUUCACACUGUGCUCCCACAGCCUUUUUUUCUUUCUUCCCGUUCUGUUUGGUUUUUUUGGAAGAAAAAGCACACUGUCGAAACUUUUCCUUUACAUGGUAGUUGAAUAGCAUUUGCUAAUUUUUACGAUGACUUGUUAUGAUCGUUAUUAAUAUUGUUAUUAUCAGUCGUAUUAUUGAGUAUGUGUUGCACAGCACUGACAGCUCCAUGACGUGUAGUGCUACUAAGCUUGUAUGAUACUUAGGAAAAGAAAAAAACACAUUUAUAAAUCAUGCAAUUAUUGAUACUAUCUGACUAUUUUUUAAGAAUAACGGUAAGGGUCGGUUUACAUAAUAUAAUAUGAUCCCUUCGAUGGUUGAGGGUUUUUGCAUCAUCUGUAAAAAUUAAAAGAAAUGCCCUCUUGGUACUUAAUGAGCCAUCGCUAAGGAAUCAAAGUGAAACUGGACUGUCUCAAAGUAUUCAGACUACUCAAAUUGUUUUCAGGAUAGUUUGUCUUUAUUUCCGAAAUCAAAAAACCUGACCUCAGGGCGCUUCCACUGACCUCAACUUAAGGAUGGUGCCAAAUCUGAAACAAUAAAUAUAAUCGUUAGAGAUGAAUAUUGCAUGGAUUUAUUUCUAUCUUUAAUAGAGAGAACUAUUAUGAUAUGAAAUAUUGCCUCUUAGUUGACUUUGAGUGCUACUUUGCACAUAAUAAUUUCCCUGGAGUACGGUUAUGUCGACAAUGUGCAGCUGUAUUCAUGAAUGGUAUUGUUUUGGUCAAAAAAUGAAAUAAAAAAUGGCAUUUAAAUAGCAGGCUUUGUAAAUCCUUCUGAUGGAUCAAAUGAAUUAAAGGAAAACGGCAACCCCAA
Pseudoliparis swirei is the source of this 2894-nucleotide messenger RNA. RefSeq names its product guanine nucleotide-binding protein G(I)/G(S)/G(O) subunit gamma-4. Gene Ontology annotation, cellular component: heterotrimeric G-protein complex. The transcript has 3 exons. Gene Ontology annotation, molecular function: G-protein beta-subunit binding. Gene Ontology annotation, biological process: G protein-coupled receptor signaling pathway. The record is from RefSeq and is a predicted model, not a curated record. NCBI's taxonomy places the organism in Eukaryota, Metazoa, Chordata, Actinopteri, Perciformes, Liparidae. The coding region runs from base 668 to 895 and encodes 75 amino acids.